UCUUCUCACAAAGGAAAAGGAAGCAAUUAUCUAUGCUUCCAUGAUUUCCGUUUCUAGGCUUUCUAAAUGGUUUCUUCUGAAACUUCCAAAAAGGGUAUUCUGUAAGUUAAUGUAUUUCUAAGAUAACAAACUCACCCCGCACAAAAAAAAAAAAGGUUCCAUCCUUUUAUGAAAGUCAGCAGAAAAAGAACAACAAGUGAACCAAGUGCGAGACUCAGUGCGACAGUGCCCUAUUUUCCGUUGCUGUUUCUUUCAGGAGCCAUAAAGGCUUUAUGGAAAUGGCAAUUGUUAUUGCUAUCCAUCAGGAGGAAUCAGGCAUGGAUCCAACAGAUGUUCGGAUCAAGAAGAAUGAAAAUAUCUUCUUCAGUUGGCAUCGAGUGCCAUUCGUUAACGGAUGAUCCGUUGGGCCUGAAAUUUUGGCGGUUAACUUUGGUGAGUAUUGUUAACUUAGUGUAUUUUUUUCAAAGUUUUCCGAUUGUAAUUUCUCGAUUUUCGUUUCGGACGCGGCUGCGUCGUUAACGACUUCCUGUCUCCAGGAGUCGACAAAAGUUGAUGGGUCUCCUGGAGUUGGUGGCCUCAAACAUUGUUUCGCGAAUCGUACGUUUAUCCAGUGACUUUGUACUGUUGUGGAUCUUCAACUUCGUCAAGAAGAGAUUUCAGCAAGUGAAAAAUGGCGUUCCUGAGGAUCGUGGCGUUGCUGCUAUGGUUGCUGGUUGGUGCAGGUGCGGAUUGUGGUCCAGACGACGGGGUCUUCAAGUGUCGGGACGUCUGCGGAGAGGAGGUGCGGGACACUGGCGGCUACGGACGUUGGGUGACGUUCGUCGGGUCGACGCUGUUCCUGGACUGCGUGCGUCAGGCGGAUCUCAAGGAGGUGAAGCUGAUGUCACCAACGGUCUGCGUCGGGCGUCGAGUCGACAUGGAUCGUGUCGUGACGCCUUGGAGGUGGUGCGAGGAGGUCGUGCCACCCAAGCCAGAAGUUUCGACGGCGGCAGUUCCGCCGGUGGUUGGUGA
Molecule: messenger RNA, 1011 nt
Organism: Notodromas monacha
Lineage: Eukaryota; Metazoa; Arthropoda; Ostracoda; Podocopida; Cyprididae
Source: the annotation of a GenBank genome assembly